Gigantopelta aegis is the source of this 1155-nucleotide messenger RNA. Its product is annotated as sodium- and chloride-dependent GABA transporter 3-like. Gene Ontology annotation, cellular component: membrane. Gene Ontology annotation, biological process: sodium ion transmembrane transport. The record is from RefSeq and is a predicted model, not a curated record. Lineage: Eukaryota; Metazoa; Mollusca; Gastropoda; Neomphalida; Peltospiridae.
AUGGACAAGGAAACCAAACAGGAGAACCUUCAGCUAAAUCAUCUACUGUCACGACGGCAUGACGUUGGAGACGGUGACGACGUGCAAGUCGAGUCUGACGAUGAAAGAAAAGAGAGGGGGCAAUGGGGAACAAAGCUGGAUUACAUACUAUCAAUGGUCGGUUAUUGUGUUGGAUUAGGAAACUUGUGGCGGUUUCCAUAUCUUUGUAACAGAAACGGAGGAGGCGCCUUCUUGGUCCAGUUCCUGUUCUUUCUCUUGGUCUGUGGUCUGCCAAUGUUUUUCCUCGAGGUGACGAUCGCCCAGUUCUCUGGAAAAGGACCGACUCGAGUGUGUGACAUCUGUCCUAUUAAGAGGUACAACACUCUGCGUAUUUCGGGUGGACUGGAGGAGAUGGGUGAGCUACAGUGGCAUCUGGUUCUCUGUUUACUGGGGUCGUGGAUCAUCGUCUUCUUCUGUCUGAUACGCGGGGUCAGAUCAGUCGGAAAGGUUGUGUACGUGACGGCCACUCUGCCCUAUCUUCUUCUGUUGAUUCUUCUCAUACGAGGAUUGACGCUGCCAGGCGCCGUAGAUGGGCUGAUAUUUUACUUAAAACCAGACUUCGGCAAGCUACUAGAAGUUCAGGUGUGGCUUGAGGCGUGUCUCCAGGUGUUCUACUCUCUCGGUCCAGCGUGGAGCGGCCUCAUCACCAUGGCCAGCUAUAACAAAUUCAACAACAACUGUGUAAGAGAUUCAAUUAUAGUUUCCUGUAUUAGUGAAGGUACUAGCAUAUUUGCUGGCUUCGUCAUAUUUACAAUCCUCGGAGGUAGUCUCAUCCGAUUUGCUACCUAUGCCUGUUAUUCAGGUCCUGGGUUGGGGUUUGUCGCCUACCCUCAGGCUCUGUCCGGUCUGCCCAUCCCUCAACUCUGGUCUGUCAUCUUCUUCGUCAUGCUGCUCACACUGGGACUCGACUCACAGAUUAAGUUUGACUUCAUGGUGAUUUACCCAUUUUUGAUAAGAGCUUUGAUAUGGCUCUUGAAAGGAGGAAUCUACAUGUUCCAACUGUCCGACUGGUACGUCGCCGCCCUCAUCCUAAUCAUCAGCAUCAUGGAGUGCAUCAUCGUGGCCUGGAUAUACGGUGAGACAUUUCUUACUUUAAGGUGAUAUAUCGAGAAAUGU